CUUUGGACAAUCAGUGUAAGGAUUUCGAGGUCACGUGACUCACGUGUCUCCAACCUGCCCUUUCCCAGCUGGCUGUCAGCGCUCGCUCACAAUAACGUAAAGGAUGGCGGGGGAUCCUAUGUCAUGUGACUGCUUUGUUUCUUUGCCACCUGGCUCCCGUGACGACCAAGUCAUUUUUGGCAAGAACUCUGAUCGUCCUCGGGAUGAGGUGCAGGAGGUUGUCCACUACCCUGCAGCGUCCCACACGCCAGGCACCUUGCUAGAGUGUACCUACAUCCAGAUCCCUCAGGUGGAGCAUACCCAUGCUGUCGUCCUCAGUAAACCAGCGUGGAUGUGGGGGGCUGAAAUGGGAGCCAAUGACCAAGGAGUGUGUAUUGGGAAUGAGGCGGUCUGGACUCGGGAGGACGUUGCCCCUGGAGAGGCUUUGUUAGGCAUGGAUCUGUUGAGGCUGGGACUAGAGCGUGGCGGUAGUGCCUGGGCGGCGCUCACUGUCAUCACUGACUUGCUGGAGCAGCAUGGUCAAGGAGGUCCGUGCAGGGAGGAUCCAGAACCCUUUAGCUACCACAACACCUUCCUUCUGGUGGACCGGAAAGAGGCCUGGGUGCUGGAAACUGCUGGAAGACUGUGGGUCGCCCAGAAAAUCUCAGAGGGCGUCAAGAACAUCUCCAAUCAGUUGACCAUUGGCACUGAGAUCUCAGCUGAGCAUCCGGAGCUGCGGAGCGUGGCCCAGAUUCAAGGCUGGUGGGACGGUGAGGUGGAGUUUAACUUCUCUCAAGUGUUCAGACCUGAAAAGCCCCCUGCCAGGAUGGAGCUGGCCAAACUGCGCUACAAGGGGGGCACACAGCUCCUGCAGAAACAUGAUGGUACCAUGACAGCAGAGGUGAUGAUUUCAAUUCUAAGAGACAAGCCCAGCGGCAUCUGCAUGGACUCUGAAGGUUUCUGCACCACAGGCAGCAUGGUCUCCAUACUACCCAGAGAUCCCAGCCUGCCCUGCAUCCACUUCUUCACUGCUACCCCAGACCCUUCUAGGUCUAUAUUCAAGCCUUACAUCUUUUCUGAUGAUUACAUCCCAGUGCUCAGGGUGGUCUCCCCGGAGUUUGGCCCUGACGAUCCUGUAAAGAAGGAACCACGUUUUCAGGGCCAAGUGGACCGCAGACAUGACCUGUAUAAAGCCCACCAGGAGGCACUCUACACCAUGAAGAGCGAUCCGGACAAGGGCUUAGCUGUAUAUGAGCUUCUGAGGGACCUGGAGUCGCAGUGUCUAAUCGAGAUCUCAGACAUGUUGAAUGGUGACAUACCAGCUGAAGACUUGGGAAGCUUGUUUUUUGAUUGUGUGGACGCAGAGAUCAAGUUGUACCAAUGAGGAGCGCCCUCAUUCCUGUUCAUUCCUUGUAAAUGCAAAGUGUCAGGAGAGGUCAUGGGAUUGGUCGAAUCUUCAUCCUCCCUACUUGCCUCUGCAAAGCGCACAUCCUUGACAUUGCGCCAUUGUUCACGUCGACGAAGUGACUAACAUGCGUCUGAUGUGUCAUCAGUCCGACUUGGGAACAAGGACUGAACCUCUUGAGUGUUAAUAGGGGUAGACUGCACAAGCACUAAUGUAGUAGCGUGAUCUUGCACAAAUACUGGAAGUAUUAAAUAUGAAAAAAGUGUGGUUUGUUGGAAAAGAAUGAGUUGUCAUUUCACGGCUGCCUAUAGAACGAUAUGCAAUAAAAACAUUUAGA
Molecule: messenger RNA, 1721 nt
Organism: Nerophis lumbriciformis (worm pipefish)
Lineage: Eukaryota; Metazoa; Chordata; Actinopteri; Syngnathiformes; Syngnathidae
Gene: scrn2
Product: secernin 2
Biological process (GO): proteolysis
Molecular function (GO): dipeptidase activity; cysteine-type exopeptidase activity
Source: RefSeq, a predicted model, not a curated record